Molecule: messenger RNA, 7271 nt
Organism: Armigeres subalbatus
Lineage: Eukaryota; Metazoa; Arthropoda; Insecta; Diptera; Culicidae
Product: carcinine transporter
Exons: 6
Coding region: 1007-2803 (598 amino acids)
Biological process (GO): transmembrane transport
Cellular component (GO): membrane
Molecular function (GO): transmembrane transporter activity
Source: RefSeq, a predicted model, not a curated record
CCGCGACUUGGUGCGAUGAGGGCGUCCGCCACGAACGUUAAAGGCUCCAUGAAACCACAACCCAGUAGCGAUAGAGCGUUUUCGACAUACUCGCCGUGGAUAGGAUACCAAGCGUGCGCUUUUUCCGCGUAAAAGCGCAUUGUUUAUAUUUUUGUUAUGAUUGGCGUAAUUGGAUUAUUGGUUCGGUUUUCCCCGCGCAAUCCCUUCGAUAGUCAUCGUUGCGUUAUGCUCGCUGUCGUUCACGGUCGGCCGGUGUUGAUGCAACCGUAGAAUAGAACUUGUCGCUAGCAAGGUUUCUGGAAGUGGUAGCUGCUUUCAGUUGAGUUCGGGACUUGGAAUUCGUCGGUAGUAAAUUUGCGUUAUUCGUUGCACUAUGCUGGCCAUGUGGCUACCGCAGAAGCAAUAUGGCCCCCAAUUAGGCAGCAUUUUUCGAGUUGUUGCAUAAUAAAUUUGGCGUGAUCUCUGACCUGUCUGCGUUCGCCAGGUCUCCAGCUCUUAUGAAGUGAUAUAUCGGUGUUAUCUGCAUUUAAAUAGUUGUUUGGAUUGUAGUGACUUCCGAGCGAAGUAUCUUGCCAGAUGAUUUGUGACGAGAGUAGUGCGGUUAUUCUCGAUGGCAGCGGGUUGCCACUUGGAUAUUGCAGCCUAGAACCAAUCGAUACGUUGGCUCGUUGAGGCAACAAGUAAAGGGUACAACCCGUCGAUUCGACGCAGCAUAUUAAUUGAAUAACCAAGCUCGAGCUGGUCGGGUGGAAAUUGUAGUGUUGGAAGAGUGAAAGCGAAAAUGGACGCCAAAGAUAGCGAUCGGUUGGAGGAAACCCAUGAAAAAGCCGAAACAGAAGUAAGGAGGAUCAAGAUCUACGCUAAAUGAGUGAAAAUUGAACCUUUCGAUUUGGAUGAACUAUUACCGGCGAUAGGGGAGUUUGGACGUUACCAGAAACUGCUGCUCUGGUUGAUCUGUCUUCCGGCAUGUAUUCCUUGUGGAUUUUGUGCCUUCAAUCAGCUGUUCAUGACCGACGUACCCGAGGAGUAUUGGUGUAAGAUUCCAGAAUUGCAGAAUUUCAGCACGGAAGAACGGAAGCUGUAUGGCAUUCCAAUCGUCGAGCAUGACGGACUGGAGGAGUUCAGCAAGUGCUCUCGAUAUGCGGUGGAUUGGAAAGCAUUGCUAGCUAGUAAUGACUCUUCGUCUAUUAUUCCUAACAAUUCCUGGCCGGUGGAGCACUGUCGCGAUGGGUGGGAAUUCAAUAGUUCCACCGUGAUAUCAUCGAUAGUGAUUGAUUAUAAUCUAGUCUGUGAAUACGACAUUUAUCCCACAUUGGGACUAGUAGCUCUGAACACUGGAGGCCCGGUCGGAGUGUUUCUCUUCGGUAUGCUCAACGAUCGUGCUGGACGCAGAACAUCGUACUUCUGCUGUCUGGCAACGCUGCUUUUCGGCAGUUUUAUCACCGCUGCCAGUAGAAGCUUUUCGAUGUGGGCGUUGAGCAGAGUGAUCGUUGGCCUCACCAUCCCAGCAGUGUACCAAAUUCCGUUCAUCAUCGCACUGGAACUGGUAGGGCCAAACUACCGUUCGUUCGUUACCGUAAUGACCUGCACCUUCUACACUUUAAGUCUGAUGAUGCUCGCCGGUGUAACCUACCUGAUACGGGACUGGGUGGAACUCACUUUCUACACCUCAGUGCCGUUUCUGUUGUAUUUCCUUUACCUGUUUGUGAUGCCCGAAUCGCCACGUUGGCUUCUGAUGAAAGGCAGACUCGAAGAAGCGUUACAAAUCCUCGAAAAAAUGGCUAGAAUCAACGGUAAGCAGUUUCCGGCGGCGUUCAAAAGCAAACUCCAGUUGAGGGUUCAGGCGGAAAAGAAUAGGACCGAGAAAAGGAAGGAGGUGUCGAUUGGUCCUUUUGACCUCUGCCGCACGCCAAACAUGAGACUGAAAACAAUCCUUAUUACGUUGAAUUGGUUCGUCAAUGAGACGGUGUAUCUCGGUCUGAGCUAUUACGGGCCAUCGCUGGGGGAGAAUCAGUAUUUGAGCUUCUUCCUAUCAUCGCUGGUGGAGAUACCAAGUUACUUGGUGUGCUGGGUCGCAAUGGACCGCUGGGGUCGACGAUGGCCCAUGUGUAUGCUGAUGAUUUUGGGGGGUAUUAGCUGUGUGGCGACAGUGGUUUUACCGGAGGAUGCCGUGAUGGAAACAUUGUGCCUUUAUCUUCUGUCGAAAUCAAUGAUAUCGGCAUCAUUCCUUAUAAUCUACCCUUUCGCCGGAGAGCUGUACCCUACACAGGUGCGGGGUGUUGGAAUCGGAACAUCCAGCUACAUCGGCGGUUUGGGAUUGAUUGUUAUUCCAUUCAUAACAUAUUUGGGAAAAGAGAACCUCAUUCUUCCGCUGGUCAUCAUGGGCUGCGUAUCGGUGGCAGGAGGCUUCACCGGGCUCCGUCUACCGGAAACCCUUCACCAUCGGCUCCCGCAAACGCUGGAGGAGGGUGAACUGUUCGGACAGGACUGGACCGUCGACGAUUGCUUCCGCUGUAUGCCGUCGAAGAAGUCCCCUACCGGAUCGUACGAAAACCUUUCACUGGAACCCUCCGACACGGCCCUGGAGCUAAACAUUGGCCAACCGCUGGUGAAUGGCAGUGGUGCCGGACGUGGUCCGGGUGACGCGCGUGGAACCUAUUCGGCGGCAACGUCCACGGAGAAGACCCCGCUGGAGAUGGCUCGGUUGCGCCGGCAGUCGAUGAAGCGACUGGUAAGACAGGCGAGCACGAUGGAUACGCAGAAAACGGCGGACGGGGCCAUGCAGCUGACUUAUUGGUUCUGAAGGGGCUUGGGAUGGGCUGUCAUCGUCAGUAUUGCGCUUAGGUAAAUGAAAACGAUCGGGUUUUAUUUUUUGAACAUAUUUUAACAAUAAAGAAAUACGUAUAUGUAUAUUUUCGGUUCUUUCUCUGAUUUGUUAUUUUUUUUCUAUAAUAGUAAUGUGCAUCGACAACAUUUACUUGAUUAAACUAAAGUGUUCUGGGAUGAGUUUAGCUUGAACAGGCUUGAACGUAUUCUACAGCUGUUAUUGUAGUUCUUGUUUUUAUGGGAGAUUUGUAUUAUUUUCUUAAGUGUGCACUGGAAUUUAUAAUAAAACACUGUUGUCCAUUACAAUAUUCGCAUCUGAAUAUCGUUUGAAGGUUCUAUUUACUAAGAUAGAUUUCUGGUAGGAUCCAUGAAGCAACAGAUUGUUUUUCAUCGGCUUGUAAACUAUGAAACUAAAACUACUUCCAUGCUUUUUCUUCGCCAUGGGAAGCAUUCACGGUUGUAUAGGCAUUUCUAUGGAUAUGUUGUUUAAAAGGAUUUUCUCUUCCACGCUUAUUUUAUUUUAUUUGCUUUGUUAAAUUUAUAGGAGAAGAGACGAUUGUACAGUAGAUUGAAUAGUCGGAAUUGAAAAUGCAGGGAGAAGUUUUGAUAGAGGAAAUGAAAAUCUCUCGCGUUCAUUUUAAACAUCUGGCAUCUUCUUUGUACUAAGGAAUCAAAAUAAAAUAGUUAAAUGAGUUAUCGUUUACUUGUAUGUUUAAAAGAAAUAGGAUAAUGCACAUCUUGAAGUAGGUUUAUUGGAACAUUUUUUUACCGUAUAGUCCGAACAAAAAUCGUGUAUUUUGCUUUAAAACUAUAUUUUGCGAUUCAAAGUCUUUUCGGGAGAUUUUUUUUAUUGGGACGGCGAUCAGUUGUCUGCGUUUUCAUUUAAUGUUCGGCUGAAUAAGUAUGCAUGAGUGCCUGUGAUCUUAUUCGCGUAUUAGUCAAUCAUUACUAGGUUAGAUAGAUGACUUAUAUUGUUGUUUAGUGAAAGUGUCUUUUUUGUUGGUGUUUGAAUUAAUUAUUUUGCCAAUGUAUUUUCUCAUUAAGUUUAUUAAACUAUCGAAUCAAAUUGGCCGUUCUGUGAUACACAAAAACGAUUACAGUUGAUUAAUAACUUAGAUGAAUCUUGGCUGAGGAGCCGGAUCGUUUCUAAUGAGUGUCAUCAGUGUAUAGUUAAUAGUCUAUAAUUUUAAUUUUUGUUCUUGUAAAUAUCCGAUUGUAAGAUUGUUGAAAUUAAAUAUAAAAAUUUUAGAUGCAUAAAAUUGUUCUGUAUACUAUCAUAAUCACAUGCCAACGCAAGUUGUUUCUGAAGACCAUGCUAAGACGGUAGGAAAAGGUUGAAAUUAAAUUUCUAAAGUUAUCACAAAUGUGCCCUACAUAAUAAUAAAGGAAACUUUUUAUCACUACAAAAUUUCGAUGUCCGAAAAAAAAACCGAAUUAUGUAAUUUCGUUUGUUAUUCCAAAUUUUAAUCUAAAGAUAACCUUUUCCAAAAUACGUUGCGUUGUUACAACCAGAAAAAGAGUCCCACUCUUUCAGAUAAAUGUCACUGAUUUAUGCGUGUUGUUCAAUGAAUUCUGUCUUUUUUUUAUCUAGAAGGCAUACAGUUUCUUAAAAAAAUUCCUGCACUUUCCUUUUGUAUUUCGGAUCUUUCUACAAAAGUCCUUUUAUAAUUUUGUGGGUAAAAUUGUCUGCUCUGGAUUUAAAUGGCACUUUCAGGUAAGUUCAUUUCAAUGUGUGUUUUUUUAACCGUCAUGAAAAAAGGAAGGUCGGAAACUUGAAAUAGGCUUCUUUGUUCUACAGAUUUUUUUUUAAAGGCUAACCCAUUAGUGAGUUUUGUUGGUCCGGGUAUUUUGAGGGUUUCAAGCGUUCGAAGGACUGGGAAUUUGAUCUGAUCGCAGUAGGCGAUCCGACAUUUGUUUCGUUGCCAUGACGCAUUUGGUUUGAUUUCUAUAGGCACGAGUGACGGUUUUGUUCUGUUAACAUCAUAGCUGAUGUUUGGGGAAGAUUAAAGGUUCGCUGAUAGUGGUGCCGUCUAACUAAAUAUUUGAUUGAAAUGGCAGUACAAGUAAUAUGAAUUUUCGAUUUUGUCAUAAUUUUGGUUUAUUUCUAUUUUCAUGUAUCUUUUAACGUUUUUCAUAUUCCAUACAUGAUUUACACAUAUGAUGUAGCAAGUAAGUACGAUUACAGUUUAUUAAAAUCAAACAAAACAAAAACGUAAUACAUAUAUAAUAUCGUUUAACAAAAUAAGAUCAAUGGCAAGUUCUGGUAACGUAAAAAUUGUGAUGCUUACAGUAGAACUAACAGAAGACGAACUUAGAUUCUAACUGGCAAGUAAACAAUUUGUGCUCACUGGUGUUUGAGUAUUUUAUCUCGUCUGUAUUACUGGGAAUUCGUUUCGAAUGGGGCGGAAGAUAUUACCGUUUAUAAAAUAACCAAUGAAAUACAUUCGUCAAAUGAUUCUCUAUAACACAUAAUGGACUAGCAUAGAAAUAUCGCAAUGUUCUCCUUCAUCUAGUUUAUAUUUCGAAUGAUGUACAGGGGAAGUGCAUUUUUUACUAUAUUAGUACGUUUCUUACAUCGACAAUUAGGAAACUAAAUACAUUGUUUGAACGUCUAUUCAACUUAACCUAAAAAUUUCAUCCUCGUAUCCUUCACAUUACAUGAAAGUAUUUAUUAAUCUGUUUGCAUUCUCUUCCCUUGCAUUAUCCAUCGGAGUAAUUGUUAAUGAUUUUGUUGGUUUUUGUUUAUUUGUAAAUUUGUACUACCAGUUCUCAAUCCUCUCAUAUAUUUUUUGUUACGGUUCGUUGCCUCAUCCUUUACUAUCUUGGUUAAGCACUAUCGUUUCUUCUAUCAUCAGAUCUGUAUAUCGAUUGAACAUAAUGGGUUUACAUCUAUAUAUUUAUUGAACAAAACUUUUCAACUCAUAUAAUUCUGAUUCAUAAAUACAGUUUACCUAGCAAAGAUCUGUGGUUUUCACAUCCUAAUACUACUAUGUACAAUAACUUAAGUAAUUUCCUUAAAAUUAUUGAUUUGUAUUUAUUUGACAACGACUUAAUCUAUUUGAUAGUUUGAGUGCAUUGUUGGGAAACGACGGAAUCUGAUUUACGCGUGGAAAAUUGACGAAAAGCAAAGAUGGUGUAUUGUAACUUGUCGAUUGGGAAGUGAGUAUUUUUAUGUCUUUUUAUUACAUAGGCGAAAGGUGAAUAAAUCUUAACCUUGUUACGAAUGGAUUGAUUUCGCUUAUUACUGUCGUAUUUUGUCAGUAAUUGUUAACAAAUAUUUUGUAACUUAUUUGUAAAGUUCAGAUAAGUAAUUGAAAGAAUGUUCUUGCAAAGCGCCAUAAACUCUAUACAAACACUGAAAAAUCACUUUAAUAAAGCUCAAAAAACAAGUUUCAUACAUACUCCUGUUACAAAUGAACAAGAAAAUGUGCUAGAAGUGUUUCGUGGCAAUUACAUUUUUACUUUUGCAAUGGCUUAUUUGGAUAAUAAGUGUCAAAAUAUUUUAUCUGCCUCGCAAUUUUUCAGACGAUGUGUUCACUGUAAAAUGAACUGAAAAUAGACCCGUGCAGGGGUUCACCAAAUUCACUCACCCAAUGGAUUUUGACAUUUGAGCGGGGUAUUCACUCGGACAAAAGUUCAUUAUGCGUUCAAAAGUCAUAAUUUUGAACACAUUUCCAUGCAUCAUGUUCAUUUCGAAUGAAUUUCGUCACGUCCCAAACGUCAAAAGAGAGGUGUUGCAGUAUACCAAUAACGUGAAUCAGCCUUCUUGGAUUUUUUUAUUGUCUAUCCGGAAUAAAGUUAGAACGCCUUUUAUACCGAAGUUGAAUUUUUCUUCAGAUACAAGCAACUUACCCAACUUCGGAAGUAGUGCGCUGAAUUCGCCUAAAGAUGCGCUAAACAACGCAUCAAUUAGUUUGACAGAUAAAACUUCGGAAGAAAGUCCCGACUUCCGAAUUCUAAGUUGGUGCUACGCCGACAAUAUGGGACAGUCACCGAGUCUGUUUUUUUUAAAGCUUUAUUAGAGUGAUUUUUAAGGUUCAUCACUCCCGAGUCUGUUUAUGUUUUGCACUGAAAACAAAUUUUUCACCCUGAUAUAGGAACUCUGGUUUUGAGGUUUGAUUAGUGCCAAAAUAAACCUUUUUGCUUACAUUGAGCUUACUUCAAAUGAAUUUCGGCACCUCCCAAACGUCCAAAUCUUCGUUAAGUUCAUUCGGUGCAUUGCCCCAGGUGUAAGGAAAAUUUUCCAGACAUCGGUCAAAUGUCAAAUCCUUCAAGUUUAUUUGGAUAGACCUGUGCAGGAGUUCAUCAAAUUCACUCACCCAAUGGAUUUUGACAUUUGAGCGGGUCGUCUUCUCAAACAAAAGUUCAUUUUGCGUUCAUUAUGCGACCCGCUCAAACGUCAUAAUUUCUUGGGGGAGUUCAUUUUGCGUUAGUCUAUAGUGCUC